CAAACGCGUUUAAAAAAUAAUAAAAAAAACGUGGCAAAAUGCGUUCAAAAAUUGCAUUCAGUUUUGUGCUCCUGCUCGCCGCAAUCACCAGCUUUCCAGAGGUUCUAGGUAAAAACGUAGACAAACGUUGCGUGAACUGCACGUAUCGUACAUAUUACACCUCCGCCAGCAGCCCGUCACAGUACACAGCACGAGAUGUCAGCGCCGAUGGCUGCCAUGGCAAUCCUUGCGGUGUGAAUGCUGUUUGUCAGGAUGCUGGCGGUCGCCCGGUCUGCUCCUGCCCCCCUGGUCAUAGCGGCAAUCCGCUGACACACUGCAACCGUGGCGAAUGUUUGGACAACAUCGACUGCCGUGGCGAUUUGCAAUGCAAGGAUAAUCGCUGUGUGAAUCCCUGCGUAGGUGCUUGCGGUCUCAAUGCCAAUUGUGAGCCCAAAAAUCACGUUGCUGUUUGCAGUUGCCCCACAGGCUACAGAGGCGAUCCAUUCACUUCCUGCCAUCGUGUUGAUCCUGACGAACAGUGCCAUCCAAGUCCAUGUGGCAUCAAUACCAAAUGUGAAAUUUUGAAUGGUGUGCCCACUUGUUCAUGUAUACAUGGCUUCACUGGCAAUCCACUUAGCGGCUGCCGGCACGAAUGCGAACACGAUGGCGAUUGCAGCGCACGCGACACCUGCAGCAACUACAAGUGCGUGCCCGCUUGCCAGCAGUGCGGCAUAGGCGCCACCUGCAACACAGUCGCUGGACAUCGCGCAGUUUGCGAAUGCCCUAAGGGCUACAUUGGCUCGCCGUACACCGAAUGUCGACCCGAGUGCUAUGGCGACUCCGACUGUCCAUCCAAUCGUCCAGCUUGUUUCUACGGCAUCUGCAAGAACACAUGUGAUGGCGCAUGCGGCGUUGGUGCUGACUGCAAUUUGCGCGGUUUGACGCCUGUCUGCAGCUGCCCACGCGACAUGACCGGUGAUCCGUUUGUGCGCUGUCGCCCAUUCACGAAGGAGGAUCUCUGCGAGCCAAAUCCUUGCGGCACAAAUGCGCUCUGCAUUCCCGGCCAUGACAAUACUGGACGUGAGCGGCCGGUCUGCAACUGUUUGCCGGGCUAUACGGGCAAUCCGUUGUCGCACUGCUCGCGGGGUGAGUGCUUGAGCAACAACGAGUGUCCCGACAACAAGGCGUGCAUCAACUAUCAGUGUGUGAAUCCCUGCAUUGGCAAGUGCGCCUCGGGCGCUACCUGUGAGCCAAAGGCUCAUUUGGCGGUGUGUAAGUGCCCACCAGGUUACUCCGGCGAUGCGUUGGUGUCGUGUCGCCAGACACGCGCCUUCCCUGUGGCGAAAUACGACGGCUGCACACAAUGCGGAAAAUAGGUGGUGGGGCUUCUUGAGGCGGACGUCAAAACUGCCAAGCACGAAAGUGGGUGGAUAUACCAUAUAUUUAUGUAUAUAGAGUGCCGAAACUACUUCGGACUUAUGCUCCGCGUUCUUCGAAUGGCUUUAUGCCGUUAGUUUUUUCUUUUUGUUUCUUUUGUUUUCUGUUUCUAACUCUAAUGCCUUCUAUACACUGCUCUGGAAAUAAAUUAAUAAAAAUGUAUUACUUUGAUUUGUAAAUUAAGCAUAAUUUUGUAAUAAUUGUGCGUUUGACGCGCAGCCGCUUUUCGCAAUAAAUUUAAUUUAUAUUUUGUAA
This is a messenger RNA of Bactrocera tryoni, 1671 nucleotides long. RefSeq names its product neurogenic locus Notch protein (gene aspr). The transcript has 8 exons. Gene Ontology annotation, molecular function: calcium ion binding. The record is from RefSeq and is a predicted model, not a curated record. The coding region runs from base 39 to 1355 and encodes 438 amino acids. Lineage: Eukaryota; Metazoa; Arthropoda; Insecta; Diptera; Tephritidae.